CAAGAUGGGGCCGACACGAGCAACCUAAAUCACCGUCAAGUAUUCCCAAGCAGAUUCCCCACAGGGAAGCGCCGCAGACCCCGGCUGCAGAGAUCUGCUCGGUCUUGGCGUUUCUAAUGCGAAAGACGUGGUGCCCCUGGCAGUUAGCAACGGGAACUGGUCGAAUCAAAGGAUGACGGUUGGCGUUGAGCCCAUGACAGAAGCUUGAUCCAAGAAGCCCUGCCUUCUCGGGACCCGCGCCAUGUGUGCCCAUGUGUGUACCCUCCCCCGACGACAGGCGGCCGCCGCUCGCUGGCCUCGACACAAGCCCUGCCUUCAUUUCUACCCCCUCCCUCCGGACUCGGCCCCGGACUACUUAUUGCGCGUCCCCCGACCCCUUGAAUCGCCUGUCGCCGUCCCUCGUGCGCGCCGGGCCAGACAGCUUCGUAGGCAGACAGCUCGCAACCACCACCAGCCUUGACAUGCGGACCGAGGCGACAGGGGCAGCCGCGGAGGCCGAUGCCGAGCGUACGUUUGCGCGUGUGGGCCUAACUUUGGCAGGGACGGCAGGCUUGCGAGACGCCCAGGACCUGCGCUGGUGAGGCAUGGACGCUUCGCCCAGAACCCGGGCCACCUGGGCCAGUACAUGCGACCAGACCGACCAGCGACACCAGAUCCUGACGCAAAACGCGCUGCACAAAUGCUCUCGGCUCGCUGCCACACCCACCCCUUGGGACACUGGCCACGACGCACCUUACGAUGUGACCAACGUCCGACUAAGGGACAUAAGACACUGUCUGGCUGGCGCGAUGCUUGAUUUCUUUUUCCUUUCUGUUUGUUGUGCACUUUUCUCGUCUCUUUUUAGGAUUUGCCUCUGCUCACCACAAGACAACUUCUUUCGCAUGGUUCUGCCCCUGAUUUCCGCAUGAUGGACUCGCCUUUCUUCGCUCUCGCAUUUAGGGAUUUCAGGACAGAAGCGGGACUUCCCGGUGGCAGGAUGCUGUGCGGCGGGCAGAGAUGGGAGACGGCCGUAGUGCUGAGCUCCAUGUGCUUCUGCGCGGUGCCAGGUUGGCCAGCGUCAUGUACUGCCUCUCGAUAGUUGGGUGCUCUGAGGCGGGAGUGCAAGAAAUGGUGUUGGGGGGACAGCGUGGCACGACGUCAAUGACUUUUGGUGGCUGUGGGUGGUGCGUUGGGAUGGGCAGGGCAGAUUGGAGAUGAUGUUUCCAUGUUUCGAUGGUGUUUGUCAAACCACGCAGGUGUACGCGCGAUAGAGACGCAUGCAGAGGUCGACAGACAAGAGGAUGAACCUACGUUCUAUUGUCAAGGAUCCUUGAGGGGAUUCUCAGUUGCGGGUCAGGGCGGGUAGUUGGAAGUCGCUAUCGUCAUAAAAUACGAAUAAAAUCAAAGGUGGCGGGCGCAAAAACGGCGGUUCGGGUCGAGCAGGCUCAAAUAACAACGCCCAGCUCUCUCUCAGCUCCUG
Molecule: messenger RNA, 1459 nt
Organism: Gaeumannomyces tritici R3-111a-1
Lineage: Eukaryota; Fungi; Ascomycota; Sordariomycetes; Magnaporthales; Magnaporthaceae
Exons: 2
Coding region: 252-581 (109 amino acids)
Source: RefSeq, a predicted model, not a curated record